CACCCUUCGCCUACUACAGCUUGGAUGAGUUGUUCAGGUACCUGCCUUGCUGCCUGAUCCUUGCCCGUCUCAGAAGAUGGCUCUGUUAAAACUGCUUCCACCGGAUCCAGAAGAUGAGGGCAGCCAGCGGUGCAGGCUUGGUCCUGCGGCAUUCGCCUUGCUAGGCGCUAAGCUGGGCUCCUUGAUCCAGAUCACCUUGCCCAGUGGCUCUUGCCUGUGCACAGCCUGGCCAAGGCACGAUUCGGCUGAUGGCUACCUGCAGCUCGACCUCAAAUGCAGGACUUGGGGAUUAAGGGAAAGCCAGCUGCGAAGGCAGACCGUGAGCAUGGAGCAGCUGAAAGUAGUGGCCUGCCCCAAGCUAAGACAUGUGACGGUCCGAGUCGUUUUUAAAAACCAGGCCUCAAAAACAGCUCUUCCCGAAACGGCGCUUCCGGAAGUGGUGCGGGAGCUUUUGAGAAAGGCCUGCGUGGCGCGCCAACACGUCGUGACUUUCCCCCCAAUUCUGGGCAACCCUGUUGAGUGCCUCGAAAUAUUGUCCAUGGGACCAUCCAGCCCGGAAGAAGCCGGCUUGAUCACCCCGCAAACCAACGUCCACGUUAAGGAGACAAUCACGUUGGAGAGGUACGGUCGCCUGAUGGGGGACGGUUCGAAAAUCCGGGUGGCCGGCUUGGAUGAAGUCAGCCGGGCUUUAAAAGAAAUGAUUGAACUGCCCCUGCGUUUCCCGAACAGCUUCAAAAAAUUAGGCCUCUCGGUCCCAAAGGGAGUUCUUUUGGUAGGGCCACCGGGAGUUGGCAAGACGCUACUGGUCAAGGCAGUGACUGGAGAAGCCGGGGCCUGUCUGGUGGGCCUCAGUGCCCCCGUGGUCUGUGGUUCGCGGCCUGGCGAAAGUGAGGAGAACUUGCGACGGGUCUUCGAACAAGCGAGAGAACUCUCCAGCGAAGGGCCCACCGUCCUCUUCAUUGACGAGAUCGAUUCGUUGUGUCCCAAGCGGGCAGCUUCCGGUCAUCUCCCUGAGCAUCGCCUGGUGGCUCAGUUGCUAACUCUUAUGGAUGGAUUUAACCAAGGACAAGGGCUGGUCAUUGUAGGGGCUACCAACAGGCCAGAUUCCCUGGAUCCUGCCUUGAGAAGACCAGGCCGAUUCGAUCGAGAGGUAGUUGUGCCUUCAAGUCCUUCCGCCAACUGGUUGGUGCUUCCUGGAGAUGGUUAG
Molecule: messenger RNA, 1207 nt
Organism: Thamnophis sirtalis
Lineage: Eukaryota; Metazoa; Chordata; Lepidosauria; Squamata; Natricidae
Source: RefSeq, a predicted model, not a curated record